Molecule: messenger RNA, 1300 nt
Organism: Limulus polyphemus (Atlantic horseshoe crab)
Lineage: Eukaryota; Metazoa; Arthropoda; Merostomata; Xiphosura; Limulidae
Gene: Ssl1
Product: general transcription factor IIH subunit 2-like
Exons: 14
Coding region: 54-1241 (395 amino acids)
Biological process (GO): regulation of transcription by RNA polymerase II; nucleotide-excision repair; DNA-templated transcription
Cellular component (GO): transcription factor TFIIH core complex; transcription factor TFIIH holo complex
Molecular function (GO): zinc ion binding
Source: RefSeq, a predicted model, not a curated record
UUUACAGAGGUAACUCUUAGAUCGAUAUAAGGUGCAUACACAAAUUUUGAAGGAUGGCUGAGGAGGAGGAUCCUAGCAGCUAUAGAUGGGAAACAGAGUAUGAAAAAACCUGGGAAAGUAUUCAUGAAGAUGAGCAAGGACUUCUUCAAGGUAGUGUUGAAGAAAUUCUUCAUCGCAACAAGAGACUUCGACUACAAAAAAAGAAAAAUAUUCGCCUUGGAAUGAUGAGGCACUUGUUUGUUAUAGUUGAUCUUUCUGAAGCAAUGGCUGUACAAGACUUGAAGCCAACAAGACAUCUGUGCACAAUUAAGAUUCUUGAAGAUUUUAUAGGAGAGUUUUUUGACCAAAAUCCAAUUAGUCAACUUGGAAUCAUUAUCACCAGAAGUAAACGUGCUGAAAUCCUUAUGGAGCUAAGUGGAAAUGCUAAGCAUUGCAUGGCAGGCUUAAAGGAUAUAGCUGAUGCUGUCUGUGUAGGGGAACCUUCAUUGCAAAAUUCCUUAGAAUUGGCUGCUCAAACCUUAAAACACAUGCCAGGACAUACGAGUCGAGAAGUAGUAAUUAUUUUAGGUAGUUUGACCACAUGUGAUCCCAGUGAUAUCUGCUCAACAAUUGAGACUUUGAAAUCCCAAAAAAUACGAUGCUCUGUAAUUGGUUUGGCAGCAGAACUGAGAAUAUGCAAGGCAUUGGUACAAGCCACAGAAGGUACAUAUCAUAUAAUCCUUGAUGAGCAUCAUUAUAAAGAAAUAUUAUACAAUCAUAUUAGUCCACCACCUGCUUCUGGUAUUACCGAGUCUUCACUUGUGAGAAUGGGUGAGUUUUCCUCCCAUGUUAGUGAUGCAGAAGGCAAGUCAUCACUGUGUAAUUGCCACCUAGACAGUAAAGUUCCAGGAGAAAAGUUUGGAAUUGGAGGAUAUUUCUGUCCACAGUGUCACAGCAAGUAUUGUGAGCUACCAGUAGAGUGUAAAGCCUGUGGUUUAAACUUAGUUUCGGCACCACAUUUAGCAAGAUCUUAUCAUCAUUUAUUCCCACUGGAAAAUUUUAAAGAAGUGAACAUAAACAAUCGUACUGAUUCUGAGUUGAGGUAUUGUUGUGGGUGUCAAGCUUUGUUUACAGAACAAACAGUUUACAGAUGCACCCAGUGCCAGCAGCUGUUCUGUCUAGAAUGUGAUCUCUUCAUCCAUGACACACUCCAUACCUGUCCAGGCUGCUCCAGCUCUAGAAACUUUAAUAUGGGUAUCUGAGUUUUCUGAACAGUUUUGUUUUGGUGUGUCCAUAAAUAAAGCUAUAUUUAAAAUUUUUA